Messenger RNA from Necator americanus (New World hookworm), 1806 nucleotides. RefSeq lists its product as uncharacterized. Lineage: Eukaryota; Metazoa; Nematoda; Chromadorea; Rhabditida; Ancylostomatidae. The coding region runs from base 1 to 1806 and encodes 601 amino acids. Gene Ontology annotation, molecular function: scavenger receptor activity. Gene Ontology annotation, cellular component: membrane; cytoplasm. The record is from RefSeq and is a predicted model, not a curated record. The transcript has 15 exons.
AUGAUGAAGUUUCGAAGGUGGGAACUGAUUACUGUGAUAAUAGCUGUCCUCUGUUUAAUCAUAUCGAUCAUAACAUGGAGUGUAUUUCCUGUUAUUUACCCUAAGGCAGUGGUUAAAAACCUUCAAUUCUCACAGAACGAAGACAUGAGUCUCAGUUAUUCUGCUUUUAUGAUGGCCAAUCCACCAAUGAAAAAUGUGAUGCGCUUUUUCUUCUUCAAUGUGUCGAAUCCGGAUGAAAUCGUCUACGAAGGAGCCAAACCACGCCUAAUCGAAACUCAGUCCUAUGCAGUCAUGGAAUCAGAGCAGAAACGAUUCUUGAGAUGGAGUGAGGACGGCAACAAGGUGUUCUAUCAGAACUACAAAAAAUACAUCAUCAGCGAGGAAUACACGUGCCCAGAUUGCUCCUGGGAUGAUAUGGUCGUAAUUCCGAAUCCAGUCGGGAUUGGAGCAGCGGCUAAUAUAUAUGAUCCACAGUACCACAUCACUCCUAUAGCUCAGAAGAUACUCGGUUUUGGUCUACUACUGGUCGGAGAAUAUCCUUUUAUAUCGCAUACUAUCAAAGAGAUUUUGUUCGAUGGUUACAACGACGCGCUCCUAACUAUUGGACAUUCUCAGCUGGUCACAUUCCUGAGCGGAAUUCUAAAUGGAGGGAAGAGUAUUAUUCCAAUACCAAUUCCUGAUAUGCCACGUCUCGGAUUUUUUCAAGGGUACAACAACAGUCGCGAUGAAGAGUACUGGAUACGUACAGGAAAGGAUGACAUCGAUAAAAUAGGUGAAAUCGUCACCUGGGCUAAUCAGACAUAUCUGCCAGAAUCGUGGUGGCCCACGGCAUAUUCGAGAAGUAUACGAGGAUCAGACUCCGGAAGUUUCUGCAAGAUGCACUUGACAAAAGACGAUGAACUGCCCUUUUUCCAAUCCUUCAUGUGCCGAUCCUUCACCAAAACAUUCCUGAAAGAGACUACUAUUCACAGUAUUCCAUCUUAUACCUUUUCGGUGCCUUAUGAAGACUACGACACUACUUCUGACGUUAAUGCCGGAUUUCGAUAUAGGAACAUAGAAAAGGUGAACUACUAUCCAGAUUGGCCGUCUUGCCCAGGCCGAGACCCCAGUCAAUGUGUUGAUCCGCACGAAGUCAACUGUAAUUCCCAGAAGAAUCUCUGCCAUAAUUGCUGCAAUAUGAGCUACGUUGAUGGCACCUAUCUCGUCCCACCUGGAAUAUUCCCACUUGUUUGCUAUCCAGGGCGGCUCCAACCCACUCCAUUUGCUGUAAUGUACUCUCCUCCUCAUUUCCUUUACUCGCCACCACAGAUGAUCAACUCCGUUGUCGGUCUCAACCCCAAGAAUGAAACACACAUGCCUAUGGUUUACAGUCAUGAACCGGUCACAAUGUAUGAACAGAUGCACAUCUACGUGGGGAUAGGCGGACACCAGGGAAAUGAGAGUGCUGAGAUUUCUCCACGAAUGGCUAUGAAAGGAGGAUACUCUGGUGCCGUGACGGAAGUCCUUUAUCGAUUGCAAGUAUCAAUGCCGGUUAUGAAGAGUAAAGGAGUGGUACAAAACCGUGAUAUCGCGGAGUCGAUAAUCCCGAUCUUCUGGGAAGAUUCGCAUGCUGUACUAUUCAAUGUGACGUACAAUAAGAUCUGGCUAGGAUUUGUAUUGGUCCCAAAGCUUGUCGACUACAUUAAGUUCUCUCUAUUAGCAAUCGGAAUUGCCUUGCUGCUGUUCAUUAGCGUAUCUCAUGUAAUCUCAAGAAGGAGAAGACAUCGCAGAAAAGUAGUUCCUUUUGAGGAAGACGUACGGUUCUAG